CGCAUGAUUACGUGUAGGCCCAACUAAUCAAGUUUAUUCUGAAGGGAUGAUUAUGAGCCUAAUUGCUUUUCUUUUCCUUUCCAGAGAGGAGGCAAAGGAGAUGUUUUACCAUGCAUAUACUGCGUAUAUGGAUAAUGCUUACCCAGCGGAUGAGUUGAUGCCUCUCAGUUGUAAGGCAAGAUGGAGAGACUCGGAGCCCUCCAGAGGGGAUAUAGAUGAAACCCUAGGAAAUUUUUCAUUGACACUAGUUGAUUCUUUGGAUACAUUAGUAGUGUUAGGGGACAUUGAAGAAUUUGACAGAGCCUUGCGGUUGGUGGUAAGAGACGUCGGCUUCGACCAUGACCUUGUUGUCUCUGUUUUUGAGACAAAUAUUCGCAUGGUUGGGGGUUUGCUCUCGGGUCACAUCAUGGCCGAACACCUCAAUCAGCUCUAUGGGGCUUUGGGAUGGUAUCGUGGUGAAUUGCUCACGCUGGCGAAGGAUCUGGCCACCAGACUCCUGCCAGCAUUCAACACCACCACCGGCAUUCCUCACGCCAAGGUAAAUCUCAAGUAUGGUAUGAAGUCUCCCAAACUUCAAGGCUCAAGAGAGACAUGCACUGCCUGUGCUGGAACAAUAAUUUUAGAAUUUGCUGCGCUCUCUCGCCUGACGGGAGACCCUAUCUUUGAGGAAAAGGCCCGUCAAGCAAUGGACUGUCUGUGGAGCCAGCGACACAGGGGCAGUGAUCUUGUGGGGACAGUGUUAAAUGUUCAUUCAGGUGAUUGGGUUCGGAGAGACUCUGGUGUCGGGGCGGGAAUAGACUCCUAUUACGAGUAUUUGCUGAAAGCCUAUGUUCUUUUAGGCGACGAGGGAUACCUGGAGAGGUUCAACAAGCAUUAUAGUGCUGUCAUGAAGUACAUAAGCCAGGGCCCCAUGCUCCUGGACGUCCACAUGCACCGGCCCCACACCACAUCCCGCAACUUCAUGGAUGCGCUCCUAGCAUUCUGGCCGGGUCUUCAGGUAUUAAAGGGAGACAUCAAGCCAGCCAUCGAGACACAUGAGAUGCUGUACCAGGUGAUACAGCGGCAUAACUUCCUCCCAGAAGCAUUUACAACAGACUUUCAGGUUCACUGGGGCCAGCACCCAUUGCGGCCGGAAUUCUUGGAGUCAACAUACCUCUUGUACCUGGCUACAGAUGAUCCCUAUUACUUGCGCGUAGGGGAACAGGUGCUACGCUCCCUGCAGAAGCAUGCCUGGGUCCCUUGUGGUUAUGCUGCAGUCAAAGAUGUGCGAACUGGGGUACAUGAAGACAGGAUGGACUCGUUUGUGUUGGCGGAAACCUUUAAGUACCUGUACCUAUUAUUUGCCAAGCCGAGUGACCUGAUUAUUGACCUGGACCAGUUCAUCUUCACGACAGAAGCUCAUCUGUUGCCCCUUUCGCUGGCACGGCUUUCAAACCUCACUGUUGUUCCAGGUCCUGACAACCAAGACACGGCACAGGACAGUGACGUUGAGUAUGCAAGGUCAUGUCCUAAUGCCCACUACCUCUUCCCUGGACGCCAUGAGUUUGCAGAAACUAUAAGGCGCCCACUCAAGAACUUUGUCAACAAUGUUUGUCCUUCCCGAAAGACCAUCAAGAGAAAGCUACGUGCCUCAGAGUUCCAGGCAGGGAAUAGCCGACACAUGGGGCUCCUCAGGGACAUGGGCAUUACCAUUAUGGCGCUGCCCGAUGGUCGUGUGCAGCUACUACACACUUCCUCAAAUGCUAAGUCAUCUGAUGAUGCAGAGGAAGGACUGCUGUUCAUGCAAGAGAUGAUUGAGCUAAGCAAACUUCAGCAGGAACAGCCUGAAAAUCCCCCCCGCGUUGUGUCGUUCACCCGCUGGACUGAUGGACACUCGAGUAAAGUCACCAUUCAGGCUGGCCCUGCGCAAUUUGGGCUUGACCUCAAAGGGGAUGUGCAGGUGAGUGGACCAGUCGUCAAGGCCAGGCAUCUGCGUGCUUGCGACCAACUGGAGAACGAGAAGGAAGUGCGUGGAAAAAUAGUCAUUAUGGAACGAGGAGACUGCAUGUUUAUCGAAAAGGCCCGAAGAUUAGAAGCCCUGGGUGCAGUAGGAGGCAUUGUCCUGGACAACACUCCAGGAACAUCUGCGGCAAGUUCCCCAAUGUUUGCCAUGUCAGGAGAUGGCACUAAUGAUGUCAGCAUUCCUUUGGUGUUCCUCUUUUCGGGGGAUGCAGAAGUGCUCCUCAAAGCACUGCAGGAGAAUCCAGACCUCGAAGUUGUUCUUUCAGACUAUGUGGAGAAAGAUUGGGGUAUCCCUAAAGACAUUUGUUCUUACAUCAUCUAUUUAGAAGAGUUUGUGUUCUUGACACCUUUGCCUUAUGACGUAUGGAAAGCAUACAUCAGACAGCUCAUACCUAACGGUGUGUUGACUGAAGAGAGAGACGAGGUGGACAUAGCUUCAGAGGAGGAGGGCAGUAGCAAAGAAGGGUCAAAGAACGAUCAUUUAGAGGAAGGUAGGGCCAGUGCUCAUGGGGAUCACUUUGACUGUAUAGAGCUUGGGGAAGAUCUAGCAGACUCUCCCAGAGAAGCUGGCAGACAAGAAGUAGAAACCAUGGACGAUAACACUAGAUUGACUAACGGGGAAAGUGAGAGUCAUGGAGAGAAGCAUGUGGUCGAGAGUUGCAUCGAGGUGAGGGAGGAAGACGAAGCUGGGCAUCAGGUGAAGUCCGAGGGAGGGAGUCAUUGCACUUCGCCUGCAGGAGAAGGAGGAGACGGAGUAGACAAAACCCUGGCAGUUAAUUCAUUUGAAGAAGGUAAAGGGUCUGUGGAGGAGGUAGAAGUUGAUGGGAAGGAUGCAUCAGAGGGUGCUGGGGAGGCUGGGGAGGCCGGGGAGGCUGGGGAGGCCAGCCUGGAGGAAGGGGCCAUGCCGCAGGUCAUCUCCAUCAUCAACAACAGACACCAGUAUCACUUCCAGGGAAGUGAAAGUGUGUCUAAUGAUGACCUAGUAACAGUGGUUGAGGGACAGCAUGAGGAGCAAGCAUUGUCCGUUCCCCAAGAUGAAGCUCAAAAAAAUCAGGAAAUACUGAAAGAAUUGGAGGAGGCUGAGACUGCAGAAGAAAUUCUGGUAGCUGCUGUGAGAUAUGUAAAUUUGCGUCAAGAACAAGAGAAUGCUAAAGGAAAUACUCCACUAUUAGAUCAUCCGUCAUCAUCCAUUGUGGCAGAACUACAGAGUCUGCUGGUCCGCAAGACAGCCUCAGACCCAAGUCUCCUGAGGUCAUUGCUGAGUGUCCACUUGCGUGAACUGAUGGCGGUCUUGCAGCAGGCCACCCCAAGCCCAGCUGAUUUAGAUGCCUCCAUCCACCAGCUGCUGAACCAGCUGUCGGCCUUCAGCACGAAGCCCCCCCAGGAGAACACGAAGAAGCCGCUGGUGACCACCACGGCCUCUCCCCAGGGGGCGGCGCAGAAGGGGGACUUCCAUGAGAACAGACUGGAACACCUCACGGAAAAAAUUCAGGAGAAGAUCAGAAAACUCAAGAAGAAGUAUGAAGGCUUGAUCCCACAGCACAUAGAGGGCUUGCUCAGUGAUUUUGAAGGCACUUCUCCCCCCAAUACCAAAGAUGCAAACAGGAAAGAUGAAUUAUAAUAGAGCCAUAUUUUUUUGUGUGAAUCUAAUGAUGAUAUAAAUCCAUGUUAGAUUAUGUUUACCAUAUAGUUUGUUAUCCUUAUCCUUUAUUUUAUUUUGUCUUCAUUUUAUUUUGGUUUAUUUAUUCAGAUUUCUUUGGUUCAGGUGCAUAAUGUAAUAAGAAAUUACAAAGAUACUCAGAAUGGUGGAUAAAACUGAUGUUGAUUAUAUGCCACACUGAUGAUAUUUCAUUGCACUGACACUGACUGAAGGAUGCUCAGGGGAGCUGCUUGUCACUGUGAUAUUUGACAUUAGUGGAGCAGUCAUGUUGUGUGCGGUUUGUACAGUCAAAGUUUUAUUAUGGUACUUUCAAACUUACAAAGUGCUCAUGCAUAUUCCUUGUCAUGUCUCUACCUUGGGGCAUUUGUGUAUAUAUUGGAUACGAAGGAGUGCACCAUUUUCUCAUAAGUUCAAUAGUACUGAAAACAUUCCAGAAGGCAGUGAACACUGAGACAAUACUAACUUAAAGCCAUACCUGUACAGAAGCCUAUCUGAUGAUAGCAGACAGCCAUCGAUCAAGUGCAGCAGUAUCAGUACUAGUGACGGUUCUUGGCAAAAGCUCAUUUGUAUUGAUGUUGCAAUCUCUAGGCAUAACGAUUCUUCCAAGUGAAAGUACGACAGAAAAGAAGACUGCUUUUGAACUCAUAAGGACAUUGUGAUAUUGCAUAGAAGUGAAUAUGCAUAGCAUUCAUUAGUAGGCUCCUCACCCCACAGAAGUUCAAUUAAAUGUAAUGCCAAUUCUUCCCUUUCCUGCAGUUUAUUUAUUGAUUUUGUAACAUAAUUGUGUAAAUGUUAUAAGAUGUAAUUUAAUAUGUGCAGUUACAAACAAAUCCAUCCUAUUGAAAUUUAGGCAUUUGCCAAGAGCAGAGGGCAAAGAAUCUUUGUUCUGGCUGAUUCUCACACCUGUUUGACUCCCUGAGAGCUAGUUCCCCCCUGAUAAGGUGUAAAAGGAUUAAUUUGCGUUCCUGGAAAUAUUCACGCCUUCAUCAUGUGCACUUCAUAUUUCUUUUUUUCUUUCUUUCUUUCUGUCGGUCUGUCACUAAUGAAAAAGAGGGGUUUUAAAAAUUUAUUUGCAAGGGAGUAGGGAAUUGAAAAUAUCCAACUUUCACCUCCUUAGACUCGUUAGUAAAACAUACAACGGUACCUUAUCUGAGGCUUUCCCUUUCCUUCCCCACCCUUCACAUUCCUUCCCUUCCCCCUCCCUUAAGCUUUUUCAGAAGCCAUGCACCGCCAUCUGGCCAUGCACACUGGUAAGCCAGCAUCACAUCAUGAUAACUUAUUGUCCUGUUCUCUGUUGAACUUUCAUCACAUACUUCACCCAUUGUAUUUCAUCUCUGUGGUGUAUUGCUUGCAGCAUCUCUAGCAACCACAUUCACAUUAGGUUAAAAGAAGCAAGAGAAAAGCAUAUAUUUUCUUUUAUAUCUUGUUUGUUUUUUUUUCUCUCUUUUUUUCUAAGGCCAUUUUUGUGGGACAUUUGAAGAUGAAAAUACUUGCUUUAAUGAAUUCUGUAGCUUUAACAUAAGUCAAAGUAGAAUUCCUGUGUCAUUCACCUCUUUCACACUUAAAUUGCAUACUUUCCAUGUUAUGGCUAAUGCACUGCCUUAUUCCUCAUAGAUAUAAAUUUUAUAAAGAGAACUUGUUGUUUGUUAAAAUAAAGAAGUUGAGGGGAUAUGAGCAUUCCUUAAUGUAGUAAUACAAAUGCUGUAGGUAUUCCUUUAUUAAACUUUCAGCCAGAACAUGGAAUUCACUUAUGAUUGGCCGUAGCAGGUGUGGGUGCUAUACAGACUGGGUCUGUCUCCUGUUCCUGUGUGGAUGUGUGUGUGUGUGUGUGUGUGUGUGUGUAUCAGCAGGUGUGCACCAGUGUGUUUUUAUCAUAAUGUGCUAGGGUUACUGUAAAAAUGGAAAAAAAAAAAAGUUUUUAAUAAAGGUUAAUGAAAAUUUA
This is a messenger RNA of Penaeus chinensis, 5603 nucleotides long. It is a transcript of the gene Edem2, whose product is annotated as ER degradation-enhancing alpha-mannosidase-like protein 3. Gene Ontology annotation, molecular function: mannosyl-oligosaccharide 1,2-alpha-mannosidase activity; calcium ion binding. The record is from RefSeq and is a predicted model, not a curated record. NCBI's taxonomy places the organism in Eukaryota, Metazoa, Arthropoda, Malacostraca, Decapoda, Penaeidae. Gene Ontology annotation, cellular component: endoplasmic reticulum; membrane. Gene Ontology annotation, biological process: mannose trimming involved in glycoprotein ERAD pathway; carbohydrate metabolic process; endoplasmic reticulum mannose trimming. The transcript has 18 exons. The coding region runs from base 47 to 3622 and encodes 1191 amino acids.